GCCGCCGCCGCUGCGAUGGCCCAGCAGCAGAUGACCAGCUCGCAGAAGGCCCUGAUGCUCCAGCUGAAAUCCCUACAGGAGGAACCGGUGGAUGAGUCCGACCUCUACAACUGGGAGGUGGCCAUCUUCGGACCCCCCAACACCCUCUACGAAGGCGGCUACUUCAAGGCACAUAUUAAAUUUCCUAUUGACUACCCAUAUUCACCACCUACCUUCAGAUUCUUGACCAAAAUGUGGCACCCCAACAUUUAUGAGAAUGGAGAUGUAUGCCCUUGGAUACUCCAUCCUCCUGUAGAUGACCCACAGAGUGGAGAACUGCCCUCUGAAAGGCGGAAUCCUACUCAGAAUGUGAGGACUAUUCUGUUAAGUGGAAUCUCACUGCUUAGUGAGCCCAACACCUUCUCCCCAGCCAAUGUGGAUGCUUCGGUUAUGUUCAGGAAAUGGAGGGACAGUAAAGGAAAAGACAAAGAAUACGCUGAAAUCAUUAGGAAACAGGUUUCAGCCACUAAAGCCGAAGCAGAAAAGGAUGGAGUGAAGGUCCCCACAACCCUGGCGGAAUACUGCAUCAAAACUAAAGUGCCU
Ictidomys tridecemlineatus (thirteen-lined ground squirrel) is the source of this 582-nucleotide messenger RNA. Its product is annotated as ubiquitin-conjugating enzyme E2 R2. Lineage: Eukaryota; Metazoa; Chordata; Mammalia; Rodentia; Sciuridae. The record is from RefSeq and is a predicted model, not a curated record.